AUGAGAGUUCAUAAUUAUACAUCAGAGAGCCUCCAAAUUUUUCGUACCAGUCAGAGCAUAGCCACCACCUCGGUAGCCAGUGAACGUGUUUCUCCUUCUCACUCUCUUCGCACAUGCUACACUCCUAUUGCGAUAGAGCCUGCAAAUGUUUCUCAUACCAGUCAAAGCAUAGCCACCACCUCGGCAGCCAGUGAGCAUGUUUCUCCUCCUCGCUCUCUUCCCUCACAGGUGACUGAUCAGAGUUUGUCUGUAAUGAAGCCAAAGAAGCGCAAAAGUGAAGGUUUGGAUCUUUUGCCAUGGCAUAAAGAAGUAAUGCGUGGUUCUCAAAGGCUUCUAAACAUCAGGAUGGCAGAAAAAGACUGGGCACAUGCUACACAUCGGUUGUUAGAGAAGGUGGAAGAUGAAGUUGAAAUGGUCGAGGAUGGACAGCAAAUACUUUUACUGCGAAGAAGGCUUAUUCUGACGACAAAGUUAAUGCAGCAACUCCUUGGACCCCCACCUCCUGCAAUUCUUUCUGCAGAUGCCACUUCCUCCUAUGAGUCGGUGGUGUAUUUUAUUGCUAAAGUAGCUUUAGAGGACGCGUGCAUCAUGGUUCCUAGCACAGGAAGUGAUUUGAGCUCAACAGUAGACAACAGAAAUCAGACACCUGGAGAGCUUAAACUUUCUGAGAGACUGGGUGAUAAAUAUUUAUCGAAGUCAAAAAUUAUUGAAGACUUCACUGGUAGAGCGAAGAAGCUGGAAUCGGAUUUGUUGAGAUUGGAGAAGACUUGUUCAGUAUUGGACUUAAGAGUGCAAAGCCAGGAACUCGAAAAGAUUUCUGUCAUCAACCGUUUUGCCAAGUUCCACACCAGGGCCCAACCAGGUGGUGCUGAGAACUCAAUGUCCCCCAUCCCCCAAAGAUAUGUUAUUUCACUUUUAAUGCCUCGGAACUUACCCCAUGGGGUGCAAUGUCUUUCACUUUAAUCAAUCAAUAAUCAACCAGUUCAUUCCCCACUUCCCUUUAUCUCUCUCAUCUCAUUUGUUAUACUUGUAAUGCUGUUAUGUAUAAUCUGGAUGGAGAGAUUCAUGUAAAGAACAAGAACUAGCGUGAAGGGACUCGGAGUACUCUCUCUCUUGGGGGAGUCCAACUCUUAAUCUGUUCCUUGUAGUCUCUCGUUCUGAUAGUUGAGGCCACCUAUGUCAUUUUUCAUCAGUAUGCACAUAGCUUUAUAGUUCUUGGUUUUUUUUUUCUUUUUUUUUUUUCCCUACAAAGGAAAGAUAGUAACAGUUCCUGUACGAAGAUAGUAGAGAGACAGAAUGACAAGAAAAGUGAACUCUGAAUUCACGUGGUUCGGUGA
Messenger RNA from Papaver somniferum (opium poppy), 1337 nucleotides. RefSeq lists its product as uncharacterized. Bases 1 to 963 code for a protein of 320 amino acids. NCBI's taxonomy places the organism in Eukaryota, Viridiplantae, Streptophyta, Magnoliopsida, Ranunculales, Papaveraceae. The record is from RefSeq and is a predicted model, not a curated record. The transcript is spliced from 7 exons.